Messenger RNA from Pecten maximus, 888 nucleotides. RefSeq lists its product as uncharacterized. NCBI's taxonomy places the organism in Eukaryota, Metazoa, Mollusca, Bivalvia, Pectinida, Pectinidae. The record is from RefSeq and is a predicted model, not a curated record. The transcript has 2 exons. The coding region runs from base 1 to 888 and encodes 295 amino acids.
AUGCCUCAAGUAGAGCCUCAGGUAGAUCCUCAGGGAGAUGCCUCCGCGAGAGCCUCAAGGAGACGCUUCAGGGAGAUCCUCAAGGAAAUUCUCAGGGAGACGCUUCAGGGAGAUGCCUCAAGUAGAGCCUCAGGUAGAUCCUCAGGGAGAUGCCUCAGCGAGAGCCUCAAUGAGACGCUUCAGGGAGAUCCUCAGGGUGACGCCUCAAGGAGAUCCUCAUGGAGACGCCUCAAUAAGAUCCUCAGGGUGACGCCUCAAGGAGAUCCUCAGGGAGACGCAUCAAGGAGAUCCCCAGGGAGACGCAUCAAGGAGAUCCCCAGGGAGACGCCCCAAGGAGAUCCCCAGGGAGACGCCUCAAGGAGAUCCUCAGGGAGACGCAUCAAGGAGAUCCGCAGGGAGACGCAUCAAGGAGAUCCCCAGGAAGACGCAUCAAGGAGAACCCCAGGGAGACGCAUCAAGGAGAACCCCAGGGUGACGCCUCAAGGAAAUCCGCAGGGUGACGCCUCAAUGAGAUCCCCAGGGAGACGCAUCAAGGAGAUCCCCAGGGAGACGCAUCAAGGAGAUCCCCAGGGAGACGCAUCAAGGAGAUCCCCAGGGAGACGCAUCAAGGAGAUCCCCAGGGAGACGCAUCAAGGAGAUCCUCAGGGAGACGCAUCAAGGAGAUCCCCAGGGAGACGCAUCAAGGAGAACCCCAGGGAGACGCCUCAAGGAAAUCCGCAGGGUGACGCCUCAAUGAGAUCCCCAGGGAGACGUAUCAAGGAGAUCCUCAGGGAGACACAUCAAGGAGAUCCUCAGGGAGACGCCUCAAGGACAAGCCUCAAUGAGAUCCUCAUGGAGACACCUCAAGGAGAUCCUCAUGGAGACGCCUCAAGGAGAUCCUCAGGGUGA